AUGCUCUCUGACAACGCCGGAGACUAUUUCAUGGCGUUCACGAUUGGCGUCACGAUCUUGGAAAAAGCGUUGUACGAUCUGUACGAAAAACAGGCCGACCCGGCAACAUGUCGGAAAAAGAACAUGAUACUACGGGACUUGCUGCAUUCAGAGACGCUCGUCGAUGCCUUACCCAGAGGCUUUCUGCAUCUGCUCAAGAUGCUGCUCUUGCCAUCGGGACUGAAUCUUCGGAAUCUAGUGUGGCAUGGAUUUAUCAUACCAGCCGAGUGUCCCAAAUGUUUCGGGUGCCUCACGAUGCUGCUCGUCAUGAUGCUGCCUGCGUUUAUGGAAGACGGCGCCAGUAGCUCUACGAACGAGACUGUGCGUGACCAUCACGUCGCUGGACUUUUUCGCAUCGACAGCUUUGACGGCCAAUUUGGCACGAAAACGCAGGAGCCGCUGCAAGAAGGAGAUCUGAGACCACAACUCGAUCUUGCUGCUGUCCUUCGUCAGGAACUGCCAGCAGUUCGAGAUCAAGUCAUACGACGAUGGACAACUGCCCCUUUUGUUCCUCAUGGACGGUCAAGUCUUCUUUGGCGUGCUAUUGACGCCCUGGUAGCACGAAGAGACGAGCUGUGGUUCCUGUUUGCUGUACUUCCUAUUCUCGAACAUGCACUGCGAAUGAAGUUUUUUCACGCGAACCAGAAUCGCGCGAGACUAGCAAGUGCAUGUACGUCGGCUCAGGCCGACGCGUACUAUUCGACACUGGAUGGUUUCGGACAGAGAGACAAGCACCAGGUACUGUUGCAUCCACUUGUUCUAAUGCAAGCUGCAGGCGCGGGAAGCGCGAGCGAUGAGCACGACAGCGACUGCAACGACUCUGUUAUGAACGCUUUGUACGAGCAGCUUCCCUUUGCAUCACUGGCGGCUUUGCUGGAUCUCUUCAUGAUGUCCAGCGGGCCCAACCUUCGUGCAAAACUCUGCCAUGGGGAAACGAGUUUGACGAGUCUUCUACAAAGCAGCAACGAUGAGGCUCUUGCACGAAUGAAACUCUCGUCCGCCACUCAGCUGCUGUUUGAAGCACUUGUGCUUAUGUGCGAGAGCAGUAUUGAGCCGUCCAGUGCGCUUGCUACCGAAACGGCAAAUGAAGCUGAUAAGGUCUCACUACCUGCUGCUGUCAGGUGCCGUCUACAGAUCUUCAGUGAUACCACGACGUGCUCUUUUCACCCGUUCUACCGCUUGUAUCGAGCCUUGACUUCGGCUCAUUGCGCUGCAUCGGCAUUUGCUGUUUUUCGUGCAAAAUACACUGCGUACAAUCUCGAAGAAGUCGACGGAGGCGAACCUCGAGAACAACAAGGCCUCACCCGUGUUCGAUUUGCUACUUUUGCCACUACUGAUGGCGCACCGUUCACACUUGUGGAGAAAUCGGAUCGAGUGGCGGAGUUUCUAGCAGCUUUGUCCGCAAAGAGCAGGUCGACAAGUGACCUAUGUGCUGUAAAGGUGAAGAAGGAGAAGAAGAGCUUUGCUCACUUGAUCGGGCAGCUCAGCAGUCAACUUGACGCAGUGUCUGCUCGCAUUCGGGACGACUUUGCAACGAAUCAUCGGGCACAUCUCGUCGGGUCCCGCUGUUGUAUCUUCUUGCCGCCAACGGAAGAAGAACGCACAGUUUCGUCAAUUGGUGGUGCAGAUCUUCUCGAAGGAUCAAUGAAGCGGCGUCUGUUGGCAUUAGGCGACCAAGACGGACUCUCUGUGGCCGCAUGCAUGCUGGAGAUCAUCGCGUGCUGUCAGCGAUCCCUCGAAACGUUUCGAUCUCGCAUCGAACAGCUACAUCAGCUUGUGGCUACAGGAAAAGCACGUUCGAACCAUCGACGCUCGCUGCUCACCUGUAUAUUCUUCCUCCCCGUUUUCGAACACAUGCAAAGGGUGAGUCUGAGCAUCGUGGAGCACCAAAUGGUACACUUGCGCGAAAUUGCUGCUACCGCGGGCAAAGUGGCUUGUACUGCAUCUGGAAAGAGGGUGCUCGACACUUGCCCUCGUGCCGUGCACGUGGAACAACUUCAGUGCAAACUCUUGCAGUGUAUCACUUCGUUCGAAGGCUGCACUGGCAGCAGCGAAGCAUCGCAAAAAAGUAAUGAGCAGGCGGUCGAGCGAGCGCUUCGGUUCUUGAGCUCGAAGGCCUUUAGAGCAGCUUUUCCGCCAUGA
Messenger RNA from Hyaloperonospora brassicae, 2181 nucleotides. The record is from the annotation of a GenBank genome assembly. Lineage: Eukaryota; Oomycota; Peronosporomycetes; Peronosporales; Peronosporaceae.